AUGAUUGAAAAUAUUAAAUUAAGAGAACUACCAUUAGAUUCAAUUAAUGUUGAUGAAAUUAUUCAAUUAUAUCAAGAAUAUACCAAAUUAGAAUCUGAAUGUGAACAUGUUCAAUUUUUAAGAAGAGAAAUUGCAGAGUAUUUGGCAGGUAAAAGAACAUUGGAUCAAUUACCAUCUCAAAUUACUGAACAAUCUCAAAGAAAAACCAAUUUAUUCAAUUCUUUACAAGAGAAGGCAGUCAAAUUACCAAAUUUUACACAUCCACAAGUAAUGAACUAUUGUAAAGAGAAUUCUAAUCAGCCCAGAGUGAUUAAAUAUGUGAAUGAAAAUUUGAAUGAAAAUUUGAACACUUUGCCAACCACCACAUCACCCAAACUUUCUCAUUUUGAAAUUUGUGAGAGAUUGAAUCUAUUUGAAUCAGCCAAUGAAUGUUCAGGACCAAAAUUCUUCUUUUUAAAGAAUGAAGGAGUUCUCUUAGAAAUUGCACUUCAAAACUUUGCAAUUUCGAAAUUAAUGAAGAAGGGAUUUAAAAUGAUCAUGCCACCAGAAUUGAUGAAACAACACAUUGUAGAGGGAUGUGGAUUUCAACCACGUGGAGAACAUUCUCAAAUAUAUAGAAUUGAAAAUAGUAAUAAUAGUAGUAGCAGUAGUGGUAGUAGCAGCAGCAAUAAUGGUAGCAAUAGCAGUAGCAGCAAUAAUGGUAGCAAUAGCAGUAGCAGCAGUAGCAGCAAUAAUGAAACGAAUUCAAGUGAUCAAUUAUGUCUCAUUGGAACGAGUGAAAUUGGGUUAGCUGCACUACAUGCCAAUAAGGUCAUUCUGUUCUUUGAUGAAACGACUAGUAGUGCAACUGGCACUAUUACUACUACUACGAGUAAUAUGACUACUACUACUACUACGAGUAAUAUGACUACUACUACUACAACGAAUAGUGCAACUACUACUACUACUACGAAUCAUAUCAACUCUACACCAUACAUUAAAUAUGCUGGAUUGAGUCAUUGUUUUAGAACGGAAGCUGGUGCUGCUGGUGCUAAAGAUCGAGGUCUCUAUCGUGUUCACCAAUUCACCAAAGUUGAAAUGUUUAUUUAUUGUACACCUGAAAAGAGUGAAGAGCUAUUGGAAGAAAUUAUUCAAAUUCAAGAAGAAAUAUUUUCUGAAUUGGGUCUUUCUUUCCAAAUAUUGGACAUGCCAUGUAAUGAUUUGGGUAAUCCAGCUCAUAGAAAGAUUGAUAUGGAGGCAUACAUUCCAAGUAGAGGAGGAUUUGGAGAAGUGUCAAGUGCCAGUAAUUGUACAGAUUAUCAAUCUAGAAAAUUGAAUAUACGAUACAAGGUUGAUUUUGUGAGAUUUAAAUCAUUCUAUCCUCACACCUUGAAUGGAACUGCAAUGGCUGUGCCACGUGCCAUGAUUGCAAUUUUGGAAAAGAAUCAAUUCUACGAUGAAAAGACUGGUAAAUUGGGUGUAAGAAUACCAGAGUGUUUACAUCCUUUCAUGUUGAAUGGAGCUACAGUGAUUAUGGAAAAAUAA
Naegleria lovaniensis is the source of this 1524-nucleotide messenger RNA. RefSeq lists its product as uncharacterized. Bases 1 to 1524 code for a protein of 507 amino acids. Gene Ontology annotation, biological process: mitochondrial seryl-tRNA aminoacylation. The record is from RefSeq and is a predicted model, not a curated record. Lineage: Eukaryota; Heterolobosea; Eutetramitea; Acrasida; Naegleriidae. Gene Ontology annotation, cellular component: mitochondrion. Gene Ontology annotation, molecular function: tRNA binding; serine-tRNA ligase activity; ATP binding. The transcript is spliced from 2 exons.